AAACAGCAAAGGAGAGAGAGCGACCGAGAGCAAGUUCUGACCCGCAGAGGAAAAGCGAAGCGAGAGACAGAUAUGCGGGUCAGCUUUCGGACGUCCCGUUAAAGAUUAGAGCACAGAGACCACACAGUACGGAAUUGCCAGGACUCACUUCAAUUCUAGGACCGGGGGUGUUACAUCAACAUUCAAGGGCACGGUGCAGAAAGCGUCUAAAGGGAGGGGAAAAUGCAGGAAUUCCAGCCACGUUUUGGAAGAACCUGUUUGUUGGUCUAAGCCGUUGGAGCACAGCCCUUUUCUCUAGGAGAUGAAGUUUCACCUAGAAGCAGAAAUUUCAGAGUUAGGUCAUGGUGACAACAUCAGAGGCAGCAAAUAGGCACAGCACAAGACUGGAGGAGUUGGUGGUGAGUUUUGGUUCCCAGUGGUUUCCGGAUCAUCGAGGCGGUCCUAGCGCUGACUCAUGGCUGCUGCAGUAGAGGUGACCAGAACUGCAUACGGUACUCGAGAAAAGGCCUCAUCAAUGUCCUAUGCAACCUCAAUAUGACAUCGCAUCUACUAUGCUGAGGGGUCUGAGCAAUGAAGUAAAUGCCUUAAAACAUAAAAUCUUGUGCCAUCUUUCCUGCUACUGACUGGAAGUUUGAUUGAAGGUUAUUGGUUUUUGUUAUGAUCCCCGAAGUAAAGUUAAUGCGCAGACAAGAAUUGGAAUAAAACACUGAACAAACACACAGAGAUGAGGUUACAUCGCUAAAAGGAAUCUCACUGAAAGCAUCUAUUCUGGGUUGGAGAUGUCCGCAGUCGCAGGGAAAGUGUUGGUUCAAGUUGAAUUUGACUAUGAGUACAAAAGGGAUGGGAGACUCAUCUCUAUUAAGCAAAAUGAGCGAUAUAUUCUUGUCUCAAGAACCAAUGACAAUUGGUGGUAUGUUAGAAAGGAUUCCCAUUCCAAAGCAUUCUAUCUGCCAGCACAAUAUGUGAGGGAAUUGCCUCCAGAAGCUCCGGCCUCUUCUGGGGUUCAGUCCCUGAAUGGAUCUGACUGUAUUAAAAACCAAAAUGGAUGCAAGGCAAUGGAUCCAGCAGGUGUAAUAAAAAACUGUUGUGAAAUUGGGGAAAAUCAGCUGCUUCACCAAGACCAACCAGGGGAGGAUAACUGCAGUUCUGAUCUAAUCCAGGAGAAAAAAAAACAGAUCAACUCGAGUCCUGCUAAAGACAAGGAUCUUCCACUCAAUCCACUAGACAACAAUAGCCCUCCAACAGUGUGUGUCUCAGCAAACUCUGCACCAAGUUCGACUGUGUCACCUCAUUUGCUCCCAUGUUACAGUGAAGUACACAGACCUGUUGUGAACAACAAAGAAUCCAAGAAUCCAAAGUUUGCCUCUGCAAAAGCAUUGAAAUGGCAAAGCUCCACAGUCAGGGUCCGUCCCAAACAGCAAGCUAAUGACACCCAAAGGUUUAGCCUGGUAGGAACCUUCAGUCCAGCCCAGUUGGCUUUCAAUCCACAGAACCUAGAUUUCAACCUCAGACUCGGUGUGGGAAAAGACAUUGAUCGAUCAGAACAGGUCAAUCCAUGCCAAAGUUCCACAUUUAGCCAUGAGAUCAGUUCCAAAAAAUAUUCUUCAACAGAGACCAUUGCCACGACAUUGGAAUGCCCGAGAACUGCAGAGCGAAAGGAUGUAAUGAACUCCAAGUCCUUACCACAAACACCAGAACAAGAUUCUGAAAAUGUUUAUGAAUCGAUUCCAGACUUCCCAAAAUCAAAGUCUAAAGCACAGAAAGGAAAAGCCCAUGGCUCACCAAAGGCAUUUGAAGCUAAAUCGGAGGCAGUGUAUCAGAAUGUGGAAGAGCUGAGGCAGGAGCUCGCACAGGAACCGUCAGGUCUCAGCGAUAACUCGACCAGUCACCAAGAAGAAUGGGAAACGCAUAUUGACCAGGCAACUGGACAGCCCUUCUACUAUAACGUGGUGACUGGAGAGACUACCUGGGACUCCCCGUUCGAUAGUAUAGAUAGGAAGGAACCACAAACUCCACGAUCCCGCACUUCCAGUACAAACAAUCCCUUUGUGGAAUGGGAAUCGCAUCUUGAUGAAAUUAGUGGUCAGCCCUAUUACUACAAUCCUGUAACUGGAGAGACCACGUGGGAACGACCGGAACAAAAGGAGGAAGAUACGACAGACCGCAUGGAUAACCUCCGGGACCAGAGGCCUCCCACUCCAGAAGAGGAUUACCCAGAAUUUGUUGAGGACAGCCCUCCCGGUCACUUUGGGCCGUACUUGGGUCAUCGGCGACAGCCAUCAGCCUGGUCACAGGAUGAGUACAGCGAGCCACAGUCACCAGUAGACUCACCAUUAUACCAACCGAUAGAACCACAGGUUCCCCCAGGUUGGUCCUUUGAGCUGGACCAAAAUGGACAGAUGUUUUAUACCAGUGAAGUUACGCAAGAAAAAUGGAUAAGGCAUGUCGACAGCAAUGGCAAGUUCUAUUAUUAUAAUCCAGAAGGUGCCAAAUCUGAGUGGGAACUUCCUCAGUAUGGAACUCCCUCCAGUCAACUUAAUGCGGGGAAUGGAGUGGACCAAGAAGGGAAUCUUGUUUUCUCAAACUGGCGCCAAGGCCUCGCACCGAAACCAGUGCUAUCAGUGCGUUACAAUACAGAGGAGAAGGGACCAAUAGUUAUGCACAGGCGAAAUGCGUCUGAUUACAGUGCUGAACUAGCACUUGGGAAUCGUGCCGAUAUCCUGCUUCCACACUCUCAAUCAUUGGACAAAGCUGGAAUUCUAAACAAAGCCAAGGUGGCAGAUAAUGGCAAGCGUAUGAGGAAGAACUGGGCAUCCUCAUGGACUGUGCUACAGGGUGGAAUUCUGACCUUUUAUAAAGAUCCCAAGAAUCAGUCUGCAGGCACCUUGAAACAAGGUGCUGGCCAAUUUGUGUCUGAACAUACAGUUGAACUGAAAGGAGCGAGUAUCGGCUGGGCAGCAAAGGACAAAUCGAGCAAAAAGAAUGUCUUAGAGCUAAAAACCCGAAGGGGAUCAGAGUACCUCCUACAGUACGACACAGAGUCUGUAAUCGGGGACUGGUUUAAGAUAAUCAAUGAAAGUAUCCAUCGACAGGUGGAUACUUUCAGCACAGAUGAAGUUGAUGCUGAUGUAGCUGGACCUGAGAAACACAACAGCAAAGAUAAGGAUGAGAAGAGGAUUCGUGGGGCUCCCAGAAAUUCCUCAGUCAACAGCGCUGAAAGUGCAGAUCACAAGAAAGUCAAGAUCAAAUUGAAAAGAUUCUUGCUGCGGAGGCCAACACUGCAAAGUGUGAGGGAAAAGGGUUAUAUACAAGAUCAAGUAUUUGGUUGCUGUUUGGCGGACCUGUGCCAGCGGGAGAAUACCACAGUGCCACGUUUUGUGAUGCAGUGCAUUCAAGCUGUAGAGAAACGAGGUUUGGACAUUGAUGGCUUGUACCGAGUCAGUGGGAACCUGGCGCUCAUACAGAAGCUACGUUUCAAAGUCAAUCAUGAUGAAAAUGUGAACUUGGAGGAAGGCCCAUGGGAUGAUGUCCAUGUUAUCACUGGGGCCUUGAAACUCUUCUUCCGAGAACUGUCUGAGCCACUUUUCCCAUUCAAUUACUUUGAGAGUUUUAUCAACGCAAUGAAGUUGGGAGAUCCUGGACAGCGUUUGACAUACAUCAAAGAUUUAAUCCAUUCGCUCCCUGUGUCCAACCAUGAUACCAUGCAAGUUCUCUUCAAACAUCUGUGCAAUGUGAUAGCCUACCGCAAUCAGAAUCGAAUGAGUUCUCAGAGUAUGGCGAUUGUGUUUGGCCCCACCCUCCUGAGACCAGAGACAGAAACAGGAAACAUCGCAGUCCACAUGGUCUACCAGAACCAGAUUGUAGAGUUCAUUCUUAAUCAGUACCAACACCUUUUCAGCGAAAGCCGGGAGUUGACGGUUUUCAGAUGAGCAACACAGGACUGGUGUAUGUGUGUGUGUGUGUGUGUGUGUGUGUUUGUGUUGUAUGUGAGAGUGCAUUCCUAGAGUAAUAAGGAGCUAGAGGUGUCUGCAUGCAUUUAACCCAGCAGACAUGGUUUUAUUGCAAAAAAGAGGAAAGGCUGUAUCUCAGGACAUGAUCCGACUUAACUUCACAUUUAUAGUUGGAGAAGCAUUAUUCCAACUGGGUCAUAUUGUUGGUGGACAAUAUCUUGAGCCCUGAGGCACAGUAUGAGUGAGCCUUCCCAUCUGAUCGACAAAUUCGCUUUGCUGCUGUGCAUGUGGUUUUUGUUUUCAAUAUUCUGAGGUCCUUGUAUCUGGACCCAGAAGAGGUGACAUGCUUAUUUCAACUUGCACCUGGAAGCAAUUUCUGGAGGAUAUCUUUCUGGCUGCUGCUUUCACUGUGUAGUUCAUGGUAGCCCUUGGGAUUCUGCCCAGCAGGAUUGUUUUGUAAUGAAUCAGCACACAGCACUUUAAAGGGUGCUUCCCUCUCUCGAUUCUGAGGCAUUUUUACAUGUGAUCUGACAUCAGUAAUAAGAACUGGAUCUAACUCCCCAAGGUAUUGGAUGUUCACGUUUAUCUAUUGCUAUUUAUUGACUUUGUUUAUAAUAAUUAAAUGUGCAGUUUGUAAAAGCAUAUUGAAUUGGGAAAAUUGUAACACUGGAGAUUAUAUCACACAUGAGUAACAGAAACCUGUGGGACAGUCAUAAUGGAAAUGAUUUACCAAGGCUGUUAGGUCAGAUAGUCAGACAAGCUAAGGUUAAACUGCUGGAGCUGGACUGAAUAUACCAUCUUCUUACAGCAAUGUAAUAGUGUAGUUUUCUCCAACGCUUAAAAGAAACUGUUUUGCUCAGAAAGGGCAUUCUGACUAUGGGCAAAAUGUGAAAUUGUGGUAGGUAGUAUGAAGUGGAGCUUAUGGAAGUUAGAAUGAGCAUUCUGAUAGUUAUGAAGAGUUAUCUUGUUGUGUAGUUUAUUUAAUGCAUAACUCCUGAUAUUGUCAGACUACUCGAUCAUCAAGGUAUUUUUUUCCAGCUUAGAAACCUAGAUAAAAGGCCCAUUGUUCAGGAUACCAAUAAAGUUUGAGAAGAGUAGGAGGUCGAAUGAGGUAAAUGACGUAGUGGUCAGACAAUGCCAGAUCUGUGCUUUAAAAUGAUACAUUACAGGAAAGGAAAGAGUCAGGAGUACGGAAUUGUUGCUUUCCAAGAAAAGAAUUUCCCUUGUGGAGAAAUCUAAAAUGAGAGUGGAGAUGAGCAAGAAUUACUUUCCCUAAAGUGUUGAGUUUGUGGAAUUCAUCAGCCCAAAGCGCGGUGGAUGCUGGGACACUGGAUGCAUUUAAAGAAGAGACAGAACAUUACAGCACGGUACAGGCCCUUCGGCCCUCGAUGUUGUGCCGACCUGUCAUACCGAUCUCAAGCCCAUCUAACCUACACUAUUCCAUGUACGUCCAUUUGCUUAUCCAACGACGACUUAAAUAUACCUAAAGUUGGCGAAUCUACUACCGUUGCAGGCAAAGCGUUCCAUUCCCUUACUACUCUCUGAGUAAAGAAACUACUUCUGACAUCUGUCCUAUAUCUUUCACCCCUCAAUUUAAAGCUGUGCAGAUCGUGUAAUUCUGGGCCCCCUCGGUUCCGUAUCUUUUACCUCAGUGUUUGGCUGUUUUUCAGGUGCUGGGGUUUGUUCUGGUUCUGGUUUGUUCUGGGGCUGUGGGCUGGUUGUAGGGAGGUGGCAAACAUGUUAGGGGAUCCUACUGUGGUUUCUCUUGUUCGUCCUUUCCCUGCCCUCCCCCUGAUCUUUCUGUAGUCAUAGGAUAUAGUCCUACCUUCGCACCACCUAUCCAACAAGCCACAUAGUCUGACUCUUGUUGACUGGUUCUUUCCGAUUGACAUAUAUAUUUAAUUCUUGACACAACCAAUCCUCAUCGGACCCAUAUUUGGGCCAAAAAAUAUUAGGUACCUUAAUGCUUUCUCUAGACCAAACAAAACAACAAUAAUUUAUCACUGUAGUCUUAUCUUUCUCCCGCGUCCGGGAGCUGUAUUCUCAACUGCCCAACAUUCUCCCCAAAGGGCUGUCAGGUGGAAUAUAUUCCACUUUGACAUUAUUUGCAGAUCGAUCGCUACUCAGGCAACUCCCCUUGCCUCCCAUUAUGCUAAUUUAAUUAAUCUUGUCGAGAUUCGGUGGCGCCUUCUUCCACACCCGCUUCAGGGUCCUAACCCUCGCGUGGGGGAUUUCCCCUCUUAACAACCGGUCUAAGGCUGGGUGCUAGAAUCAGGCAGACACCUUACUUGUCCAAUUAAUCAGGCCAAUUAUAUACUUGUUAUAUUUCGCCAAUUCUCCGUACGUCCCGACCACCGAGGCAAUACUUAAAGGUCAGUUUUCUUACGAUAUAACUUUAAUUGGUAACAGUUAAAGGAUUAUGAGGAGCGUGUAGGAAAGUGAAAUUGAGGGCAAGAUGAGAUCAGCCACGAUCGUAUCAAAUGGUGGAGCAGGCUCGAGGGGCUGAUUUGCUAAGUCUUGCUCUUAGUUCCUUUGUAAGAACUAUUGAAAUACAAGGCAGGCUGGAAUGAUGGCUGACUUUUGGAGAGUUACGAGACAUUAAAUGUGGAAUAGUUGUGCCCAGAGGGCAGGAGCAUCAGUAACCAGAAGACGCAGAUUUCAGAUUAUCAGCAUAAGAUGCAGGGGGUAGAUGACAGGCAACAAUUUUUUUUUCAUUUCAGUACGUUGUGAUCUGGAGAAGGCAGUUGAAUCAGAGUCAGUAAUGACUUAAAAUGAGCAAAUGGAGAUAUACUCAAAUAUCUGUGGAAUGAACAACAUAGUGAGGCUAGGUGGAUAGCUCUGUCAAAAAGCCAGAAUAAGUCCAGUAGGGCUGAAUGACUUGUUUCUAUGUUGCAAGAGUGAGCAAUUCCCUGCAAAGUGUGGGUUAAGCUCAAUGUUACUAGAAAUAACGGGAUGGAAAGCAUUGUGGGCAUUUGUAUAAACUACAGGAAAUGUUGCAGUACAGUAGCUGCAGCAGCAAUGUGACAUUCACAACAGUGUGAUCCAUCCAGAUACAUCAGCGUUUAUAAACUGCCCUAGCAGUCUUAAUUCAGAUCCAUUGAUGUGUCAGAUUCACUCUAUAUUUGUUUUAAAAAAAAGUCUGUGUUUGAGAAGAGAUAACAUGGUGUUGAGCUGGAUGAACACAGCAGGCCAAGCAGCGUCAG
Messenger RNA from Stegostoma tigrinum, 7153 nucleotides. RefSeq names its product rho GTPase-activating protein 12. Gene Ontology annotation, cellular component: cytoplasm. The coding region runs from base 780 to 3929 and encodes 1049 amino acids. Gene Ontology annotation, molecular function: protein binding. Gene Ontology annotation, biological process: regulation of GTPase activity; signal transduction. The record is from RefSeq and is a predicted model, not a curated record. Lineage: Eukaryota; Metazoa; Chordata; Chondrichthyes; Orectolobiformes; Stegostomatidae. The transcript is spliced from 21 exons.